Messenger RNA from Necator americanus (New World hookworm), 1266 nucleotides. RefSeq lists its product as uncharacterized. Gene Ontology annotation, molecular function: transmembrane protein transporter activity. The transcript has 12 exons. Lineage: Eukaryota; Metazoa; Nematoda; Chromadorea; Rhabditida; Ancylostomatidae. Gene Ontology annotation, biological process: protein import into mitochondrial matrix. Gene Ontology annotation, cellular component: mitochondrial outer membrane; mitochondrial outer membrane translocase complex. The record is from RefSeq and is a predicted model, not a curated record. Bases 1 to 1266 code for a protein of 421 amino acids.
AUGGAGAAAAUCAUCUACGACUUCUACUCUGAUUUUUUCGACAGCCAUAUCUACUUGCCUCCUCACCAUCUGAGGGAAGGCGGACAUGUCAUUCCACUGCUACCAUGUCGGAUUGAAAAAGUCUUGGAUGAAGGACAGCCAUGCGAGCAAGCAGGGUUUCGAAAAGGAUUCAGCACGGUUGACCACAUUCACACUGUUUUGAAACUCAUCGAGGUAUCACGAGAUUACAAGGUGCCGCUUUGUCUCACCUUCAUCGACUUGAAGAAGGCCUUCGACUCAGUUGAGACGGAAGCGGUCGUGGAAGCCUUGGACAACCAAGGCGUCCCUACUCAGCACAUAAAGGGGUCUAGUAAAAUGUCUCAACCUACAACUGAACAAACCAGUGCACCUCCGAAACCGUCCUCUAAUCCAGGUAGUUAUGAAGAGCUUCACCGUAAAGCUCGUGAUGUCUUUCCCACUUGUUUUGAAGGUGCAAAGGUUAUGGUCAGCAAAGGACUAAGUUCUCAUUUCCAGGUCUCUCAUACAUUGUCGAUCUCCCCUGCAAACACUGGGUACCGCUUCGGCGCCACAUACGUUGGUUCAAAAGUUGUUGGUCCACAAGAGCAAUACCCUAUAUUUCUUGGUGAUACAGAUGUCGCUGGAAACACUACGGCCACCGUUCUACAUCAGUUUGGUGACAACUAUCGCUUGCGUCUACAGGGACAAGUUCAACAAAACAAGCUUGUUGGCGCCCAAGGAACUUUCGAAAGAAGAGGUCGUCUGACGACGUUAGGCCUAACGUUGGCAAAUACCGAUCUUGUCAACGAAAGCGGUGUGCUCGUUGGCCAGAUGUUGCGGAAGCUCACCGAGAGACUUGAUGUGGGUGCAGAAUUCCUCUAUCAGUAUGGAAAACAAAUCCCAGGACAGCAGGUCUCGAUGCUAUCAUAUUCCGCACGCUAUACAACUCCUAUUUGGACAGCUGCUGCUACACUCGGAUCCUCUGGUGCUCAUUUCACCUAUUACCACAAGCAGGCGGAUAACCUUGCCUUUGGGAUCGAGUUUGAAAGCAACGCUAACGUUGGAGAGGCUGUCGGUACCAUUGCUUAUCAAGCUGAAUUACCAGAUGAAGGAGUGACGAUGAGGGCCAGUAUAGACACUAACUGGUCCGUUGGAGGCGUUUUUGAAAAACGCCUUAGUCAGCAACUUCCUUUCACAUUAGCGCUCUCCGGUCUAUUCAACCAUUCCAAGGUUGCUGGCAAAUUCGGAGUUGGGCUUAUUAUUGGUUGA